Eucalyptus grandis is the source of this 615-nucleotide messenger RNA. RefSeq names its product calmodulin-binding protein 60 A-like. Bases 1 to 615 code for a protein of 204 amino acids. The transcript is spliced from 5 exons. Gene Ontology annotation, cellular component: nucleus. The record is from RefSeq and is a predicted model, not a curated record. Gene Ontology annotation, molecular function: sequence-specific DNA binding; DNA-binding transcription factor activity; calmodulin binding. Gene Ontology annotation, biological process: regulation of salicylic acid biosynthetic process. Lineage: Eukaryota; Viridiplantae; Streptophyta; Magnoliopsida; Myrtales; Myrtaceae.
AUGCCGCUCGCCGCUCGCCCAGCCGAUAAAUUUGAAGUGUACAAGAAGCACCACCCUCCCUCCUUGCUUGAUGAAGUAUGGAGAUUGGAAAAGAUUGGGAAGAUGGAGCUUUCCACAAACGCCUCAGUCGGGAAAACAUCCCCACUAUUCUUGGCACUGCCAAAAACUGGUGUCGUCUUCAAUCUUGUGGGACAAGUGAUGGGAUUACUUUCAGGUUGUCAGUAUGUUCCUAUUGAAAAGCUCUUUGAAGCUAAGAAGGUGGAUGCCCACAACUUGGUUAUUUCUGCCUUUCAGCACUGGGAGGAGGUAGUUUCUUUUGACGAAGAAGCAUAUCUCAUCGCUGGCUCUUCACAUGUAUCAAGUGCUCCACGCAACUCGAGCUCUCCAAAGACCGAGGGUUCGAAAACUUGCAGGUUCUUGUCUUGUGAAAGGAUAGGUGGAUUAGACUAUGCCCAACCAAAUGCAUCUUCCCUAGAUAUUAUGUCAUCCAUCUACUCCAAGGUGGAUGUUAGUGGCUUAGAUGACUAUACAUUGCAUGGGAUGGAGAACAUGGGUCUUAGAUACGAUCAAACCCUAAGUUUGAUUCCCAAUAGUCAAGUUGCCAGGGUGCCCUAG